UUUCAGUGCGAGUGCGCGCGCGCUCUUGAUGUGUGCCAGUGUGAGCUAGUGUGAGUGGCGCGUGCGCACACAUGUGUGUGUGUGAGAACAUGUGGCCGGACAGGAGUGAGUGUGUGCGUGAUGGGGGCUCCUCGCCUGUAACUUUUCUCCUUCGUGUGAUGAUGAUGAUGAUGAUGAUGAUGCGCCUACAGGAUGUGGGCCUGCUGUAGUGCGCGCGCGCGCUCACAUACACACAUUGAUUUGUUUUCCUCCUUAAUCUUAUAAAUUCAAGUGUACCAACUCAUCUCGAGAUUUCCGAGAUAAUAAGUCCAAACAUGCAUUUGUGUGCACGUGCUUGUGCUUUUUUUUCGCUUUUCUUUUCUCCCUCAUUAGUCAUUUGAACACGCACGCGCACAUGCAAAUCGCAGCUCUUUUCUUCUUGAUGGUGUGUUCAGGUGCUGCCAAAAAAUUCUGACAUUCCCUAAAAAAAGAAAAAAAAAGUCUCAUGUGACUUUACGGCGACGCACGGGAUUUGAAAGAGUUAAAUGUUGCUUCUCCUAUUGUGCAAACAUAAAAUAGAAAUUACUACAACUAGAGCUUGAAAUAUUAAAAUAUUAUCCGUUUGUAUUGAUAAAAAUAACACCAGACACAAACAUCUGCCUCGUUAUUAAUGAAAUGGCAAAAACAGAGUGGAUGUAUUGGCUAAUGCUAAAAAUAACCAGUUUGUUUCUGAGACAAAACAUUUCCGAUAACACCUGAAGGCAGCGCCAGUGAAACGACUGGAGACGAGAGGCAGAGGAGCAGAGAGUGGGGAGUGAAAGACAGAGGAAGCUGCACUCAAGUACAGCGCGAGGAGGCAAGAAUUAUUCACCACUACUAAUUAUUGCUGAAGUUGCUUUCAAAGUCGCCUCUGGAAAACACGGACUCUGAAUUUCUCCUGGAUCUAGACUCAACAUUUCCCCCCUCCCUCCUGCUUCUUCUCGGCUGUGAGUUUAUAGUUUUAACGGGUUCUCUGUCAGUGACAUUACCUCAAUGCCGGUGACAGCCUCAUUCACCGCAAAGACAAUGAGAGGCGCAAACGUUUUGGGAUAGCUGCUCCAGUGCAAAGGCCUCUUAAAAGUCCGCUCACACCAUGAGUCUUCACAUCAUUCAGUCUCAGUAAAAAGGAAGAAAGCAGAUGAGUGUUGCUUUGUCAGGUUGGCAGUUAAUCACCUGCUUUACUAGUUUCUUGACUACUGGAGGAUUAAAGAAAGAUUGGAUUUUAAUCAACCAAGUAAGGAACAGAGGACAUCUCUAGAUGUACAUGUGGAGAUAGCAGUCAGCUGUCGAUGAGGUUGUGAACGUCCAGGUACACAGGCGUGGCGUUCAUUUAUACCAUGAAUCCAAGAGACGGCGUGGAGGUAAUGGAGACCCAGGCAGAAUCGCAGAGGGAGAAGGUGAUCGGAGACAAGGCCAGUCCUGGAAAUGAGACGGAGGUCGAGGACGAUAGAGUUCCAGGGGCUUACAACUGCAACAUCUGUGGACGCAGCUUCCCUUUCCUGAGCUCUUUGUCGCAGCAUAUGAGACGCCACACGGGCGCACGCCCCUACAAAUGCCCGUACUGUGACCACAGAGCUUCUCAGAAGGGUAACCUCAAAGUUCACAUUCGCAGUCACAAACUGGGUACGCUGUCUAGCCACCACUCCAGCAAAGACGAAGACGGUGGAGCUGAGGAGGAGGAGAUGAGGGUCUCCGAGGGCUUGGACGGAGGGACGAGUCCAACGAAGAGCAGCUCAGCCUGUAAUAAGAUGGUCAAUGGGGAUGUUGGGGAGGAAAGUCGGAGGAAAGUGCCUGCACGAAGCCUGAAAAGAGACAAAUCUGUUACCAACCAGCGUCCUUACUGUUGCCGGUUGUGUGGCUACGAGGCCCAACGAGAAGACCAGCUCCUCAGCCACAUCGAGAAGGUCCACAUCACCGCGGACGCAGAAGAAGACAACGUCUCCGUUAAAGAAGAGGCUAUGCCUGAAUCCGAAGCUGUCCAACCCCAGAGUGACGGUACCUUCCCCUGUGAGACAUGUGGCCAGGUUUUCUCCCAAGCCUGGUUUUUGAAGUCUCACAUGAAGAAACACGCCGGAAUAUUAGACCACUGUUGUCGAAUUUGUGGGAGACGAUUCAGGGAAGCGUGGUUUCUGAAAUCUCACAUGAAAACACACAACACCAAAUCCAGGUCCCGUUCAAAAACCGAUGUGGUUGAACAUCCGGCGACCAUCAAUGAUGUAGCACAGGAUCCGGAUCUAGUUACUGGCUACGCUACAUCUGUUUAUCAGACAUGUUCUAAAUGUGGAAACCUGUUUCAUAGCAAGGAGAGCCUGAGAGCUCACGAAAAGGUCCACGGUGUUAGCUCUGGUAGAAAAUCCCCAAUGCAUUGUGGACCUCAAGAUGACGAGGAUUCACCUGCUGCUAAGAGACGUUUUCUUGACUAUUUGAACCUCCAGUCCGUUCAGGGUAAAACUCUAGAUGGUGAAGAGGACGCAGAGAAAAAACUCCUUGGUCAAAGAAUUCCAGAACUAGAUCCAGUUUGUAGCUACCAGGCCUGGCAAUUAGCCACCAAAGGAAGGGUGGUGGAACCGGUGGAGCCUAACCUUAAGGCCUCCCAUGGAGGAGGACACACAGAUGAAGAUGGCAUCGGUGGAGCUGCCGUGGUUUUCGAGAAGGAAAGCAGCAGUUACAUCCUGCAGAGUCAAGAGAAACGCAGCUCGGGCCGGCGCAGCAGCUCCGUGAUCGGGAGUCACAACUCUUCGGAGGACUGGACGGCAGAGAGCCUCAGCGACUCCGAGUACCGACCCUCGAGCCGUCAAGACAAACGGAGAGCGUCCCAGUCGCAAGCGUCCUCCAAAUGCAACGAAUGCUUCGAGUGCGGAAAGUUGUUUCGCAGUCGACACCAAAUGAUCGUCCACCAGCGUGUCCACAAAAAGGACGGGGGGAGGACUUCCAUGGGUGAUAAGGAACGAACCGCAAAGGAUGACCGGUGGGGCUCUAACAGCGAUCCUGAUUCAGGGUCCCCAAGCCGGUCCAGCACUCCAGGUUAUGGAGACUCUCCGCCUGCCUCCACCCUCGGGAACCAGGCCUCUGAGAUGGGUACCUCCAACUCCGGAGAGACUGCAGAUAAGAAACCUUACAUCUGCAGCUUGUGUGACUUUGCCAGCGUGGACUCCCAGGCGUUUCUGAAUCACAUUCACGUCCAACACCCAGCUGCUCCCAAAGACACGCCCAGUCCCGUUCCCAGCCCCGGCUGCAGCCUAGAGCCCCCCAGCAGUUAUCCCAAACUCCAAAAAGCUUUUAUUCAGGGUCUGAACAACACCACAUCACCUCACGCCCGUCCCCCGGCCCGCUCCUCCCACCUGGAUCCAGCAAUGACCCCCGUGGAUCUCUGUGUGAGGGCGGAGGGCAUCAGGGGGACCACCUCCUCAGCUCCGGACAGGAAGAGCCUCCCGUCUCACAAGUGCUCGCUGUGCUCUCACUGCACCCGCUACCCGGAGGUCCUGUGGAUGCACCAGACUGUGGCUCAUCGCAUCAGCAGCUCCAGUUCCAACCUCGCUCCCAAAUGGGCGGUGAGAAACGGCGCCAAAGGCUCCAGAGACGGCCCGCCGUCCGCCAAAAGACGGACUGGGCCCCCGCCCGUACUGGAGGGGAGGGAGUGCCAGCCUCUGCCUCCUGUGACGCGCGCUCCACGGACGCAGCCUCCACCCGGCUCCACGGAGGUCCUCAAGAAGAGUAAGACGCCAGCCGCCACGUCAUCGUCGUCUUCUUUCAGAGGCUCCCCGUCCACGUCAACCAAACACGCCGGGAGAGUCUCUGCACGCUCAGUCAGCAGCACCAAACCAGACCACAACCACCGCGUCAGACCCAAGCUGGAUGUGUAUCCUCGGGCCAGCUCACAGGCGUCCUCCAGCUCCCUGGAGAAGACCUCCGGCGGCCUCUCUCAAUCCCCCGCCACGGCGUCCAGGACGGCCGAGCGCUGCCUGAUGCCGCAGGAGGGUCUGGGCUUCAUGCUGUCCAGCAAACAUGGACUCGCUGACUACAACCGCGCUCGGCUGUCCCCGCAACUCCCCAACUCCCAAAGUCGAGUGAACGCCGUGAGGCCCGGCGCCGUCACCUACAGCACGCCGCCCAGCUACAGCUCCUCACCGGCACGCAGAGCUCCCCUUCAGAGUUCCUCCUCCUCCUCCUCUUCUUCUUCCUCAGCACCCUCAGACGCACACGGAGACGUGAAGCCGGAGCCAACAGCAGAGAAGCCGGACAUGCCGGCGGAUGUUCUGGGGUUCCUCAAAAACUACAACCCGCACGAGCUGGCCGCGCUCUACCACCGCUGGGGGGCAGCCAGUGCCUUGUUGGAUCCCACAGGUAUGAUGAGGUCUUUCAUGCGGCAGGGGCAGUAUUUCUGCCACGAGUGUGGGAAGAGUUUCAGUCAGCCCAGCCACUUGCGCACUCACAUGAGAUCUCACACAGUCAGGUUUGAUUAUAAUGGACUCCACAGAGGUACUGACGCUCACGCCAUCGCUUCUGAAGCUCCCAAACAAGGGAAAGGCCAUUCUGCUGCCAGCUCUGCCCAUACCGAGCCUCUCAGAAAGGGAACCUAAAGACGCACGUUCAGAGUGUCCACCAUAUGCCUUUCGACAACAGCCAGUACCCCGACUCCAAGAACGGGCUGCUGAGCCAGGAGGAGCAAGGAGCUCUGGCUUCCAAACAGCCAGCAACACCACAAUGACCACAGCACCAAGACCCCCCCCCCCUAACAUUGACCUGAAGAGCGCCCAAGUCAGGGAGUCCCACAGCCCUCCAAACCCUGAUACCAGUCCUGAAAAGCUUUGAAGUUGGGGCACAAGAUGAACUCUUUUUGCUCUGAGGAACUCUCUAGAAUUAACUUGUUUUGUUUCCUGUUUUUUUUUUCUUUUCUUUUGGUGAGGCUAAAACAUUAUCACCAAACUGAAAGUGCACUUUGGAAAAAGUGAAAAAAAAUGAGCAGUGAAAUGUUAAGUGUCUUUUAUAGCAGGAAAACCGAUAUUCAGUCCUUCGUUUCUUCUGGUCUUCUUACGUAUGAAGUUGAUGGAUUUGCCUUCAGCUCUGGUUAUUGAGAUUCAAGGAUAUGAAGUAGUUAAGCGAUGCCCUACAGGAAAUGUCAAGUUUAAACUGAACUCUUAUGCAGCUGCUUGUUUUAAUUUGAGGACCGUGGCACCGCAUGUCUGCUGUUGGUGCCUCUUCCACAUUAUUUACUUUUUUUUCAGCGUUGUACGAGUUUUAGCAGCUUUCAGGACGACUGCAGGGGAGAAAAGGUGUUGUAGUGAUCAGUCAGACAAAUCAGGUGUGAAAGAGGGUGUCAUCCAUAAAAAAUGCCCUCAAAUUAAAACACAAACAGGCAGGAAAAACAAGCAACUUUUUAAAUAAAACAUACAAAUCUGACAGCUCUCAAAGUACAAUGACGUUAUCACGUUUUUUUUUUUUUGUGCUGGGUUCCAACCAAAAGAUAUUUUAGUGUCGUGUCCAGAGACAAAAGAUUGAAAGAAAAGUAAGCUUGUAUUUGUAUCUUUCAUUUUAAGGGUGGUGUGGUUUGUAUUACCUGUUAAAGCCAGUCAUCAUGGGUAUGUUUACCCAGCAGUUGUCGUUUUUGACAAGCGGGUAGACCACAUUCUCACACUGUGCCUCCCCAGCUGAUUGAAAAUGCGUCAAAAUAACAGAAAAAAGUUCAUUUUUUGAUCAUUAUUUUGCAUUCCUUUUUGUCUUUAUGUUGUUGGCUUGCACAUUCAAACCCAAAAUGUGCAACAGUGGAUGAAAAUCUGUGUCAAAACUCUGUGUCCGUUUAAAAAAGCAAACAAGCUAGCUAGCUAACGUGCUAUUUUAAGCUAGCUUAAAGUACAAACCUAAAGAGAGUUUUUGCCCAGCUCUGCCUAAUUAACUUUUGACAGGAAAGAACAUUUUGUCAGAUUGUAUUAUUUGUCUGUUAGUUUUAAUGAUAAAAGAGCCAAACAAAUAAACCCAACAUGCUAGCACACCCUGGAUUAACAGCUAGCAGCAUAACUGCUUGUUUUGUUGUGUAAACUCUUGCAUUGGACAGCAAGCUGGAUUGCUAUGAUGUCAGUAUGAGAUAGUGAAUGUGAAAUUUAGCAUUCCUAGGGGUCAGAGGAAGAUAGAAGCUGGUUGGGGCAGAGGAUCAGUCCCCCGCUGAUUUUAGGGCUAAUAAUUCUAACCUUUUGAAUUGUACAAAUAUAUCAGCCUUAGCGAAGCCGUGUGUGAGUGUGCGACGUGUUGGUGCGUUCUUUUCCAAACCUCUCCACACUGACUACGUCAGUGUUUUCCAGUCUCCGUUUCUAGAUGCUUUGCACACUAUCCUACCUCUUUAUAGCGAUGGAAGCCUGUUAGUUAGAUGUUUAUGAAAUUCAAAGCAGGACUGUUUCCUUGUAGGUCUUUUUUGCUCGGAAGUGAUCCGUAAUCAGCCAUGCUUUGCCAUUUUGUCACAAACAGGAAGAGGAAAAGGCUUUGCGAAGCAGCUCAAAACUUUCCGGACUAAUCCUUGACUGAAGGUUUUUAACAGCGACCCCUAAUGGAGCAACGUAGUACUGCUUGAUGAUCAACAGUACGUGAACACACGUCAGUGCGUUGUUAAGUCAUGCAUACAAUACAGUGUGCGUAAAUAGGCCUAAUUAUACACUCAGUUGUGUAUAUGGAGGGUGUACGUAGUAAAUAUACUUGAAAUGGAUUUUUUAGCCUUUAAAGUAGUGUAGUACUAAUACCUAUGUUGUAAAGAAUUCCCUUUAAGUUUAACUCGUCAGAAUUUGUACUCCAAAGUGUGACUUAGAGAACUAUGAAGUGGGGGCGGGUGUAUAUAAACUGUAUAUCUGUGAUCUACUCUUACCAAACCCUUUAUAAACAGUGGUAGAAACCAAAUGGCAUUACUCGUGCACUUGGACUCUAGGUUAGUGCUUUAACCAUUUUCAUUUGGUCAGUUCUAGCGAAGCUUUCUUUAAGAAUGUCUCCUUUCAAUGUGCCGGCUAAUACAUUUUAAUGUCUUUUUCUGGUUUAUAUGCUUUUGUUUUGGGUUUGUUUGUGAGUAUAUUAGAAAGAAAAUAUAGAUUUAAAUGAAAAGUGAUUUGUUCAGUCAAGGCUGUGUGCACAGCUUCUUAGCUACAUUCUCCUUAUGGUAAGUCAGUUAAUGCUAGCGGUGCUUUUCUUUCUUUUUUUUUUAUUUAGAAAAAUGCAAGAGUGAUUUUUUAGUCUUUAUCUUUACUUAAAUUUAGGAUUUUUUCUUUUUACUGCCCACAGAGUGACUGGCAAAUGUUUCUCUGGCAGUUUUUUGUUUUUUUUUCUGUGACAUGCCUCUUAAACAGUAUGAUUUGGGUCCGUAUGCCUUUUGUUUUUGUUGUGAUUCAUAAUUCACUCACCUUAGAGGACAUUAUUCCAAAUAUGCUUGAUUGAUAUCCAUAUUUAUUAUAAUUUCAGAAAAGGAUAAGAGGACAGAAGCAGAGAGGAGGGUUGGUUUUUAUAUUACUGGGUGGUUUUUGUUUUAAUAUCUUCUAGUUGUCGAUCCAGCAGGCCCAUGUGAAAGCUCUACCUCGUCUGAGCCAUUUUCAGUUCUGUCAACUUUUGUACAUCAUUUCAGAAAGAUGUUAUGUCCACAAUAAAGACACCCAAAAUGA
Molecule: messenger RNA, 7649 nt
Organism: Oryzias melastigma (Indian medaka)
Lineage: Eukaryota; Metazoa; Chordata; Actinopteri; Beloniformes; Adrianichthyidae
Gene: znf516
Product: zinc finger protein 516
Exons: 6
Coding region: 1356-4598 (1080 amino acids)
Biological process (GO): regulation of DNA-templated transcription
Cellular component (GO): nucleus
Molecular function (GO): DNA-binding transcription factor activity, RNA polymerase II-specific; RNA polymerase II cis-regulatory region sequence-specific DNA binding
Source: RefSeq, a predicted model, not a curated record